AUUUAUCCUGGUCCGAUUUUGGCCUGGUCCUGGCUUCGUCUUACCAGUAGCCCCCGCUGUGUGCUUGCUGCCGCCCCAGGCGCGUGGCGCGCGCAGGCGGCGGCACCUGUGGAUGGCGCCAGAGGCGGAGGUGUGCUACAAUGCCCGCGCGGAGCCCUACGAGAAGUGCCCGCCUCUGGCGGAGUGGCUUCAGAACUACCCGAAGCUCGGCGAGGCGCUGCAGACCUGCUCCUUGCGCUUCGUGGUCAACCUGCCGGAGGAGAGCCUGGUCAGCGCGCCGCGCCUCUGCUUCGAGCUGCAGGAGGCUUAUUGGUUUUAUUUAGAUUACAUCUACGACAAUGCCAAGCGCGAGCUGCCGAAGUUGAACCAGAUGAAUUUCUUCCAUCUGAUCCUCGAGGCCAAUGACGUGCUCAGGUCCAUCUACAGCAACCCGAAGGCAAGGACCCAGCUGUUCAACCAGUGGCGAGAGUAUUGCAAGAAGCUGCCCUUGAAGGGUGCCGUGCUCUUCAACCAGGAUCUCACCAAGUGCCUGAUGGUGCAGCCCUGGAAGGGGGACAAAUGGGGCUUCCCUCGGGGGAAGAUCAACGAGGACGAAGCAGAGAUCGACUGCGCCAUCCGUGAGGUCUGGGAGGAGACGGGUAUCGACAUCUCCGGCAAGCUCGACGCCACUCAUUUCGUGAAGAGUCACGACCGCAGCUCUGGCACCACUGCGGGGGUGAAGCUUUUCAUGGUGCAGAACAUCUCCGAGACGGUACAGGCCGUGCCCAACACGCGCAAAGAGAUCUCGAAGAUCGGCUGGAUUGACGUGCGCAAGCUGCCCAACUGGGACGGCCCGGGGGGCAGCUCGCUGAAGUUCGUCUACGUGGAGCCCUUCGUGCAGGACAUCAAGAAGUGGGUUCAGGAGCUGCGCCCGCCUACGCCGCCCUCCUCGGUCCUCGCUUCCUCAUUCCUCAUUCCGCCUCUUCC
Molecule: messenger RNA, 966 nt
Organism: Prorocentrum cordatum
Lineage: Eukaryota; Dinophyceae; Prorocentrales; Prorocentraceae
Source: the annotation of a GenBank genome assembly